GUGGGGGCGGGAACGGGAAAGACCGGCCUGAAGCUCGCGGGAGCAGCAGCAAAAGCGGGAGAAGCCAAGGGGCAACAGCCAUCACGCCAUGGCUGGCGCGCAGGUGCACAUGUGCAAAACCAUCUUUCCCGCUCACGCCAACCAGCACGGGGAGCUGAGCGCAGGGCAACUCCUCAAGUGGAUCGACACCACGGCCUGUCUGGCGGCUGAAAAACAUGCUGGCUUCUCUUGUGUGACAGCAUCAGUAGAUGACAUACAGUUUGAAGAGACUGCCAGAGUUGGACAAAUUAUUGGCAUAAAGGCAAAAGUAAACAGGGCAUUCAAUACCAGUAUGGAGGUUGGUGUCAAGGUUACACUUCAAGAUCCCCUGACUAAUGUUGAAAAAUUGAUUAGUGUCGCGUUCUCUACAUAUGUUGCAAGACCAGCAGAUGGUGAAAAGGUUACCUUAAAACCAGUAGAGCUUCUUACUCCACAAGAUUCCCUAGAGUACACACUAGCUGCUGAAAGAAGAAAAAUCCGACUAGAUCAUGAACAUGACUUUAAGAUCCUGAUACAAGAAUGUGGUAUGAAAAAUGAGCAUGUUUGCAAUAAAGAGGAAGAUGCAGUUUCCACAGACCUCACCCACGUGCAAAGCAUUGAACUUGUAUUGCCCCCUCAUGCCAAUCAUCAAGGAAAUACAUUUGGUGGCCAAAUUAUGGCUUGGAUGGAGACAGCGGCAACUAUUUCUGCAAGUCGCCUGAGCUGUUGUCAUCCAACUUUGAAAUCUGUAGAUAUGUUUAAAUUCCGGGGACCUUCAACUGUGGGUGACCGCCUUAUUUUCAAUGCUAUAGUAAACAACACUUUUCAGAAAAGCGUUGAGGUCGGAGUUCGUGUUGAGGCUUAUAACUGUGAAGAAUGGGGCAAAGGCCAUGCAAGGCAUAUUAACAGUGCAUUUUUCAUUUUUAAUGCUAUAAAAGAAAAUGGAGAGCUUUUUACAUUCCCCAGAGUCAAAUCCACUACAAAGGAUGGUUUAAGAAGGUACCAUGAAGCUAUUGCACGCAAGAGAAUUCGAUUAGCCAGGAAAUAUGUUCUGUUGAGGAAGGAAGAUGACUUCAUUCCUGAUCCCUGGGACCAAACCAACCAGGUAAACAUAAUCAACAACAAUAUUGCAGAGCUGACUAUAAUGGCAGAAAAACCUGGAUGGGAAGUAGCUAGAACUCUAGACCAUAUUAGAAUAUUUACUCUAGAGGAAGAUUCUUUGGCAAUCAAGGUUGAAAUGCAAGUACAAAUACCUUCAGAACUCGCCUUUUCGCUUUUGUCUGACUUCACACUCCAGGUGCAUUGGGACAAAUAUUAUUUAACUUCUAGAAUCAUACAGAAUGUUACAGAAGAUGACAAAAUAUAUCACAUUACAUCCCCAUCAGUUAAUGGAAAUAAAUCUAAUGAUUUUUUAAUUCUUGUAUCUCGAAGAAAACCCUGUAAAACUGGUGAUCCUUACAUAAUAGCUGCGAGGUCAGUUGCCUUGACAUCUGUUCCAGCUUUUAACCAAAACAGAAGUCAAAUCCAGUGUGCAGGAUUCUUGAUCUACAGUAAUGGCAUCAAUUCUUCUUUGGUGUCCUAUUUCAACCAAGGCACCCUUGCUAUUAUGUCCUACUUUGCUACAAACUUCACUGGGCUGUCCAAAUCGAUUGAGGAUACAGCUUCUGCAUGCAUCCAGUUCUUGGAGUUAAGGGGCAGCAAGCUGAAGACUGUUUCAUUAAGCAAUAGCUCAUGAAUAACUUAAAAUGACUGAAAGUCUAUUAUGCCAUUUGACUAACAAGCAGUGACUAACAAAGGUACUCUCCCAUCCAAUGCUGUUCUUUGAAAUAUUAUUUUAGUACAGUGUGCUUAUGACAUGGUCUCCCAAAUCCUUACCCCUUAUUUCAUUGUCAUAAACUAAGUGUGUGUCGAGGUGGGGGAAAUCCCAGUACCAUUCCCACUACUUUAAUUUCUGGGUGAUUGUCAAACUAUUUUGUUGUUCUAAAUUACGUUUCCAUGAUGCUACAACUGCUUUAAAAGGCCAACUACCAGACUGUAUUUUUCAUUUUAAACAGAAGCAUACCUUUGCUCUCAGAUGUCUCAUCUUUAUUCAAUUAUCUCCUUAUUUGGAUUUCUGUAGUUUAGGAUUAUUUGGCG
This is a messenger RNA of Eublepharis macularius, 2154 nucleotides long. It is a transcript of the gene ACOT12, whose product is annotated as acyl-CoA thioesterase 12. The record is from RefSeq and is a predicted model, not a curated record. NCBI's taxonomy places the organism in Eukaryota, Metazoa, Chordata, Lepidosauria, Squamata, Eublepharidae. Bases 89 to 1753 code for a protein of 554 amino acids. Gene Ontology annotation, molecular function: acetyl-CoA hydrolase activity; lipid binding. Gene Ontology annotation, cellular component: extracellular exosome. The transcript has 15 exons.